This is a messenger RNA of Eutrema salsugineum, 2280 nucleotides long. RefSeq names its product extensin. Bases 125 to 2113 code for a protein of 662 amino acids. Gene Ontology annotation, molecular function: mRNA binding. The transcript is spliced from 8 exons. NCBI's taxonomy places the organism in Eukaryota, Viridiplantae, Streptophyta, Magnoliopsida, Brassicales, Brassicaceae. Gene Ontology annotation, cellular component: nucleus. The record is from RefSeq and is a predicted model, not a curated record. Gene Ontology annotation, biological process: regulation of mRNA splicing, via spliceosome.
CCCCUUUAUCGAAAGUCGGAACCUUUAACGACGAACCGGCGACGUGAUUCUCAGAUCGACGGGCAAGAAUCUCCGCCGCGGAUUUAACCUUCCAUUGAAAAUUCCUCUGCCGCAACACUCGGAGAUGACUUCUACUAGCGGUGCGAAGAUCUCAAUGUUUGGUGCCAAGUCUGGAUUCGUUAUCCCUAAAAACAAGUUAUCUGGAUCAUUGAUCCCGAUUUUUCAACGUGGGAAAUCCCUGGGAGGUGCCGAUACUGGUAAUGGAGUGCUCGCGAAGCUCGGGAAGCGGAAGACUAAAUGGGGACCUGAUUUGACACAAGAUACUGCAGUCAAGAAGUGUAGAGCUUUAGCUUAUCAGAAACGCUUGGACCAAAUUACACAGCAAUUGGAAUCGGGAACUCUUGAAGCCGAGACUAGCAGAGAGUCAGCUUUAGCUUCACAGAAAAGGUCACUGGCUUACCAGAACAACACUGAUAUUGCUGAACAUCUGGAGUUAGAAAAACGUGAAGCGAUUGGGGAGAUACUUGAGUUGAAUCCGAGGUACAAGGCUCCACCUGAUUAUAAGCCAUUGCUGAAAGAGGCUAGAUUGCCGAUCAAUGUCAAAGAACAUUCUGAUUUUAGCUUUUUAAGUUUCAUAUUUGGUUCCCAAGGUGAUACUCAGAAGCGGCUCGAAAAAGAGACUGGAGCCAAAGUACAAAUUUUUGGUACUAAAACAGGAGGAGAGGAGGUUGAACUCUCACCUUCAGAUGAAAAUGAGUUCAAGAUGUCCUGGCAAGAGUUAUAUUUUCAGAUAUCAUCUGACACUUACGAAAAAGUGGAUGCAGCUAUUGCUGUAAUUGAGCUGCUUAUCACUUCAGUGUCUGGAAAUACAGGAGCUGGUACUGCUCCUCCACCGUCCAGAUCUGAAGGCAUUUCAACCAUUCCAGGCGACAGCAACGUGACUGCUACAGAUCCAAGGCCUGAACAGCCAACUGAUAGCUCUGUACAACCUCCACAAAGCCAAUUCCAAGAGCAUGGUUCUUCUUUUCCAUUGGCUUCAAAUCAAGUUCCAUUUUAUCCACCUAUUAAUCCCCCUGCCCCAAGUCUUGGUAGUCAUAUCCAGGAUCAACAACUGCCAACCAAUUCUAUGAACCCCAAUCCUCUCUUUGCUCAGCAACCACUUCCAACUUCUCAUAACACAUCACUACAUCCUGAUGCUCAAGUCCCUCGUCCACCAGAUUUGUUCUCUUUUAACCUUUCCAGCACACCAAGGCCCUACUCCCUGGUUGCCCCACAAGGAUCGUUAGCUCAACCGGGUUUUUCGACUGUUCCUCCAUAUUCUGGCAGCCAGAUACAACCAAUAGGACCACGAUCUACGAUGAGGCCGUCGACAGUAUUGACUUUCCAACCUACACCUAGCAGUGUAUUUAGACCAACGCCACUGCCAGACAUAGUCUCAAGCAACAUGUCCCAACCAGCACGGCCUCUGGCUCCUAACUUCAGUGCACAUCCCGUAGCUCAUCAGCCAGGUACUGAACUUCCAUCAGUCCCCUUUUCCUCGAGUAUCAAUCUGAAACAUCUAACAGAAUAUGCUUCUGAUGGUCCUCUGCGUCCCAUGUCAGUGUCAGCGCAUAUUGCUGGCAGGCCUGCUGGUCCUAUUCCUUCUUAUUCUUCCAUAAACCCUCCCGCAAAUACAGCUCCUAGGCCGUUUCAAGGGGAUUUCGGCUUCCUUCCACAACAACAGAUAUCUCCUAGACCCAGCUUUCAAUCAGCUCAUCUCCCUCACCUGGCAUUUCAAGCACCAUCCGUCACUCCACCCUCUCAACAUUUUGGGCAAAACUUCGCAAGAUCACAGCACUUUGGCAGGCAGAUGGAUCAACCCCUGAGCCACCCGCCUGCACUAUUUCAUGGUAACGUGAGAUCUUCCAACUUGCAGAACUUUGGACCUCCAUUGCCCCAGAUGAGGCCUAGGAACUUCCCUGGAACUCAGUUCCCGCAGCAUUCUGCUCAUUUCCCUCCAAGACCAGUGUUUCAUGAUGAUAACCUGAACCCAAGUGGCCAACCACAGAUUCGCCACCGGUUCAACGCUGGUGUGCAUCAAGUAUAUGACCCUUUUUCACCUAGUGACGCUUAACGCAUUAGUGUUUUCAUUAUUGUGGUAAAGAUAUAACAUUGGUGGAUUGAAUUUUCCCCUCAGAAUUUUUCAAAGCAAAAGUUUGCCAUUUUCCAUGUAUAAAUACAAUAGCAUUAGCUGCAUUUGUCUUUUGAGAAAAUUCUGUCAGCCACUAUUUUGUGUUUUUU